GUCCAGACAUUUCUGAAUAAACUCCUUAAAUAAGGGAGACUUUUGAAGAAUCGUUAGUCGCAGCGCAGCACUUGGCUUGAGAAGGUCGGAUCAGUCUAACUGUGAUUGCACGAGAAAGGCUCGCACCUAACGAAGAGUUUACUGCAAUCAAAAUAAGAUGGAAAUGAAGAUGUGUGCACUUUUGUCAUUUUAUAUCCUGGCCGUGUGUUUCAUGGGAUACUGUGUAUCAGGUGCCCACAUUGAAUUUAAAGAAGAUUUUAAAGAAAUGGGAAACGUCAAACGAGACAUGGGUGCCCACUUGGAAACAAGUAACCCUAUUGGAGAAACGGAAAACACUGAACGAGAACUGGCGAGGCAACAUCAGCAGAAAAAACGAGUGAACCAUGCUACAGUGAUAGAUGCAGCCUCGCUGACCAAAGAUGUUCUACAAACCCUGCUUGACGCGUUGGGGUCGAUCGAACGCAAGAUUGCCAUCGGCAUUGCCAAUGAGACACCUUAUGAAUGGAGGGCUCUCAAUACAUACUUUCGAUCUGGUACAUCUGAUGAUCUUUUACCCCCAUUCGUGAAGAAAGAUCAGGCGCCUCUGUAUACUGCCAGGAAGACGAACGGCCCCGUAGCUACAGGAUGCGUGGCUGUAAUCGCCUAUUACAUGCCAGCUGUGCAGAUGACCGUUGGAGUCAUGUUCAGCGUACCAUUCGACCAAAACUUCUACAGAAACUGGUGGAAUGCUAGGGUCUAUCCUGGUGAGGUGAGAGCUAGUCAACGGAUGUACGAAGAUAUGUACUACGGAAAUCCCUUUAGAGGCGAUAACGGCUGGCAUAAGAAAGAUAUAGGUCAUGGGUUUCACAUGGAUGGAUCAAUGACCAGUCCAGGAAAGAGUGUUAUGGAAUUACAUAUCACUUCCAAUUGAAUUCUCACGAACUUUUGUUUUUGGUAUAUUAACAUGGUGUAGUAACUGCGUGAGAGUUUGAUCACUUUUUUCAUUGUGAGCACAACAGUACUUUAUGAUUACGUAGCCAUUAGGCUUUUUUUGCUAACGUUUUGAUAUGGUAUAUACAUCCAUUGCUAGUGGAUUCCAAUUCAGGUUAUAAUUUCAAAUUAGCUUAUAGUACACGCAAAAGUUAAUUGAAAUUAUGAACCUAAUUUAUCUUGAAUUGUACGAUGUAAAUUCUUAUUAUCAAUUCAUUGUGUCAACAAGACAGUGCAAGAAACGCACUUUGGAGAAUUUGAGGAAUUUGUAUUACUCGUCUCACAUCUAUUCUUGGACCCAUUCACUUAAUUGUUAACUAUGGCAGUUGUAUUGGUGUCCUGGUUUUUUAUAUCAGUACUGCUAAAUUGUUCGUUAGAAAGUUAACAGAAAUGUUUUCUUCUCGCUAGUUAAUUUCAUCCGUUUUCUGUUUAACGUUGAAGAUCACGAGAAAACUACAUCCCAUUUUGAGUGGUCAUUAUUCGCUAGCUAGUGUUGAUUAAAAAACAGUUGGUACUAAGAUUUAAUUGGCUGUUGAACCGUCUGAUUACAGGAUAUUUAAUCGAUUGGUUUGUAACAAUCAAUCAGCCAACUUCGUAAGAACUAAUAAGAUUCGAGCACUUUGUUAUUGGCACAGUGAAGUUAUAAUGCUUCGCGUUAAGGGUGUUAUAGUUUGAGCAAAAUUUUUCACGGUGUAAACUUGUUCUUGAUAGUCUGGUAUAUGACUUAAUUGUAAGCUUCGAGUGAUAGGCGGUAUUGUAGGAUAUUCACUUUGAGCGCGUGUGCUGUGCAGUACUUUUUAUAUCGUUGGUAACCAUGUAGAACAAACUUUUAGCACAUUUCUUCAUUAAAACUCGCUGUAUUGAUGGAAA
Messenger RNA from Stylophora pistillata, 1839 nucleotides. RefSeq names its product DELTA-stichotoxin-Hcr4a. Gene Ontology annotation, biological process: monoatomic cation transport; pore complex assembly; cytolysis in another organism. Lineage: Eukaryota; Metazoa; Cnidaria; Anthozoa; Scleractinia; Pocilloporidae. The record is from RefSeq and is a predicted model, not a curated record. Gene Ontology annotation, cellular component: pore complex. Gene Ontology annotation, molecular function: channel activity.